AUGCCAGACCCACAGGUCUCCGUGACGUUUACCCCGUUCUGGGAUGACUCCCAUCCCUGUCGUACCCUCAACCUAUUCGACGAUGACGAGCCGGUUCUUAUCGGACGUGCUUCGAAACGUGAAGCCAGAAAGCGUGCCCCCGCCGACGAUAACGGAUGGUUUGACUCCCGAGUGAUGUCCCGCGACCAUGCUCUGUUGAGUAUCUCGGUCGAUGUCAAGAACGUCUACAUUGUCGACUGCGGCUCGACUCACGGAACAUUCCUCAAUGACGAUAAGCUUGUGGCUCAUGUGGAGACUCCGCUGCUGAAUGGAGAUAUUCUCAGAUUUGGAGUUGAUGUUGACCGCGGUCAAGAAGUUUUUGAGGCUCUUGAAGUUCGCUGCUGUAUCAACUGGUCACCCCCGCCGGUCAUGGUUGAGAAUUCCGACGCCAUAACAAUCAAACCACAAGUCACCGCUUCAACCAACACUUUCUCCGUUCCCGAAGACUACAGCGAUGUCGACGAGCCUGAGGAUGCCAUGAUUGAUAGUGACGACUCGAAGAAUUCUAUUGCUCAGAUUUGGGAUUCUGUCAACCCCCAGAACGAGCAAGUAUCUCCCGUCUCCUCAGUGAGUGAGCGUCCAAAAGAGGUGACAGAGCCAGUGAAAUUCGAUAUACCCGAGGCUUCUCCAAGCCAGGCUGAUCAAUCGACGAAAUCCAUCUCGCCAGCCGACAUAUCUGACACCGUUGAAAACAUCACGCGUGAACAGGCUGCUACCAUUGCCUACAGCAUGGAACGCACGGAAGAACCCGUGAAGUUGCAUCAAGAGAUUGCUGAACAGGAUGAAGAAGCCAUCGGGUUCCAUAAUACUAAAAUGGAGACUUUCCCUCCAUCCUGUUACCAAAAGCUCGUUGAAAGCGAAUUCAGCGAUUGGUCCAUGAUGAAACCAUUGUUUAUGCGGCUCGCUGAUAUGGCCUGGGGUGUAUCUGAUAAGAUUCCCGACGUGGAUCAUGUCAACAAAAUCAUCCACUCCGCCCGCCGCUGUUCCAUUGCCAAAUCAUCCUACAUGGUUGACGAUUCCUCCGACUUCCAGCCAUGGAAUGGAACUGAGAUGCCUUGGGAAUUCAACGCAGACGAGGAAUCUGACACGACCUAUCACCGCGUGCCUGGUCCCGCUCUCAGAUAUUGGUUUGUUGACAAGCGCAGAUUCUGGAUCCUCGACGGAGAUGAAGAAAAUGAUCUCCGGAUGAGUGAUUGGUGGUGGAUUGUUGAAAAGCCAUGGGAGCUUCUGAGCGAAGCAACCAAAGCCGAACUCCGCACCGAGGGCGAUGUUGACGAUUGUCACAAAUACUGGAUUGUGAGAGAAUGGGAACCUCAAAUGAUCGGUGGCCAAUAUUACGAAAAGGCCCCUUACUGGGACUCAAACUUCUGUGAGGACCUGCCCUCUGAUGAUGAAUCAUUGGACUCGGAUGAGGUGGGGGACGAAGGAGACUUGAAUAUCGGGACCAGGGACGGGGACGAGUCUGUCUCUGACCCUUCCGAUGGCUUCGAUGCGUCGAGUGACUCCAAGGCCUCGCAAGAGGGUGACAUAAACGAAUUUUCUUCGCCUUUGGCGACAUUUUUCGCUCAGGAACUGUACGAUGAAGACGAUGAGGAUGACUCAGAGUACGACUCCGGUGAUUCAAACGACGAGAGCUCAAGCGAAGACGAUGGAUCUGAGGACCAAGGCUCCGCAAGCGAAUAUGAUGAUGAGAACCAACUCUCCGCCGCAAAUGAAUGGGAUGAAGGGGAAAGUGAAUCCGAUUCCGAGGAUGAAGUUCAGAGCGACACUUGCCCCGAGGAGGCCUAUAUCAACCGACUGACGAGGUUCAUUGACGUCGCAUCUUUCAUGCCCAGCUUCUACCAAGGAAACAACCAUCCCGGAGCGUCACUACCAACUCCUACGUCUGCAUGCUCAGUGCGACCAGCGGCAACAACUGUCAAUGAUACCGAAGCUACCGACCAACCAUUGGGCUACCCGCCUGCUUCUUCGGACAUGCCGGACCUAUCAUGCAUGGAUGAGGAUCAGCCAGAAACGGGAACACUGAUCACAUCGGCUUCACCUGCAAUGAUUGACCCUGCCGCUCGCUUCCCUAUUUGUGCUGUCUCUGAUGAGCUUCCAACCUCCUGCCAGGGCACACUCUCCCAGGUGCAAUUGGAUCCGUUUAUGGAGCGCCCCACAUGUGGUCCCUCCAUAAACUACUCUCCUUACCCUCUGUUGGCCCCGUGGCACCCAGCUUCGAAGGAAGCGAUGUCCUACGACGAUGGACCAUUCUGCUCUCCCCAGAAGAACUUGAAGCGGAAUGCUACACAGAUGGAAUCUACCCCCAAUGAUAUGGAGUGCUUCUCUCAAGAUGCACAGUGCCCUAAUCUCUUGGCGUCAUACAGCCAGGGCACUGAUCUCAACACCAUUGCCUCUGCCGAAGUCCAAGAUGCUAUUGCCUCCGCUCUUUCGGAGAAUGAGCCGCCGGCAAAGCGGGUCAAAUCCACACACUCAGCUCCUUCCAGGAGUCUGGCUAGCCAUGCUGCUACUGCUGUCGUCGGUGCUCUUCUGGGUGGCCUGGGUACUAUUGCCAUGUUGGCUGCUCUCCCUCCUGACUACUUCCACUAA
Molecule: messenger RNA, 2628 nt
Organism: Penicillium nucicola
Lineage: Eukaryota; Fungi; Ascomycota; Eurotiomycetes; Eurotiales; Aspergillaceae
Product: FHA domain protein
Exons: 4
Coding region: 1-2628 (875 amino acids)
Cellular component (GO): cytoplasm
Molecular function (GO): protein binding
Source: RefSeq, a predicted model, not a curated record